Lonchura striata (white-rumped munia) is the source of this 2109-nucleotide messenger RNA. RefSeq names its product sodium channel epithelial 1 subunit beta (gene SCNN1B). Gene Ontology annotation, biological process: sodium ion transmembrane transport. The record is from RefSeq and is a predicted model, not a curated record. Gene Ontology annotation, cellular component: plasma membrane; sodium channel complex. Gene Ontology annotation, molecular function: ligand-gated sodium channel activity. NCBI's taxonomy places the organism in Eukaryota, Metazoa, Chordata, Aves, Passeriformes, Estrildidae.
CCGGUGCCGGUGUCGGCGGGAGCGCUGCCGGACCGCGCGGGCGGCAGGCAGCAGCAUGAACCUGAAGAAGUACCUGGUGCGGGCGCUGCAUCGCCUGCAGAAGGGCCCUGGUUACACCUACAAGGAGCUGCUGGUCUGGUACUGCGACAACACCAACACCCACGGCCCCAAGCGCAUCAUCAAGGAGGGGCCAAAGAAGAAAUUAAUCUGGUUCUUCCUAACGCUGCUCUUUGCGUCCCUGGUGUUCUGGCAGUGGGGGAUCCUCAUCAACACCUACCUCUCCUACAAUGUCACCUCGACUCUCUCCAUUGGCUUUAAGACCAUGAAGUUCCCUGCAGUCACCAUCUGCAAUGCCAACCCCUUCAAGUACUCAGAGGUGAAGCCCCUGCUGAAGGAGCUGGACAGGCUCAUUGAGGCGGCGCUGGAGAGGAUCCUGCAGCCAGGGAACAGCAGCGACAACGGGUCCGUGCCACUCAACCUGGAGCUCUGGAACCAGAUCCCCCUGGUCCUCAUCGACGAGCACGACAAAGACAAUCCCAUCAUCCUGGACAUCUUCGAGACCAACCAGACUGCUGCAGCCAACGAAACUGCCAUGGACAACAGAACCAGUGUGAGCAGCGACACUGCUGAGGGCCACCAGCUCUUUGGGGGCAACGAAACCAUGGACAAUGAAACCAAUGAGGGGAACCAAACCACUGCUGCACCUGUCCCAAGCAACACCACGUCAGAAGAGAAGAAGUACAAGCUGGCAGUGAAGCUGUGCAGCCAGCAGGGCUCUGACAACUGCACCUACCGGAACUUCAGCAGCGCGGCGCAGGCGGUCACCGAGUGGUACAUCCUGCAGUCCACCUCCAUCCUCUCCAGGGUCCCGCUGCACGAGAAGAUCAGGAUGGGCUACCAGGCAGAGGACAUGAUCCUGGCCUGUCUCUACGGGGCCGAGCCCUGCAACUACAAGAAUUUCACCCAAAUCUACCACCCAGACCAUGGUAACUGCUACAUCUUUAACUGGGGCAUGGAUGAAGAGGCUCUGAACUCUUCCAACCCUGGGGCUGAGUUCGGGCUGAAGCUGAUUCUGGACAUCAGCCAGCAGGACUACAUUCCCUACCUGUCCUCUGCCGCUGGGGCCAGGCUCAUGCUGCACCAGCAGAAGAGCUUCCCCUUCCUCAAGGAUCAGGGCAUCUACGCCAUGGCUGGGACAGAAACCUCCAUUGGAGUGCUGGUGGAUGAGCUGGAGCGGAUGGGUUAUCCCUACAGCGACUGCACCGUGAACGGCUCCGACGUCCCCGUCCAAAACCUCUACAGCCAGUACAACACCUCCUACUCCAUACAGGCCUGCCUGCGCUCCUGCUUCCAAACCCACAUGGUGGAGAUCUGUGGCUGUGGGCACUACAUGUUCCCUUUACCUGAGGGGGUGAAUUACUGCAAUAAUGAGGAUAACCCGGGCUGGGCAUAUUGCUAUUCCUCUCUGAGAUCCAGCAUAAAACAGCGUCAGAUCUGCAUUGACUCCUGCAAAGAAACAUGCAAUGACACGCAGUACAAAAUGACCAUCUCCAUGGCGGACUGGCCUUCAGAAGCCUCUGAGGACUGGAUUUUCCAUAUUCUGUCUUAUGAAAGGGAUAUGUCAACAAAUGUGACUCUGGACAGGAAUGGGAUCAUCAAGCUGAACAUUUACUUCCAGGAGUACAACUACCGCACCAUCUCGGAGUCAGCUGCCACCACGAUCGUUUGGCUGCUGUCGAGCCUGGGAGGACAGUUUGGGUUCUGGAUGGGGGGCUCGGUGCUGUGCCUCAUUGAGUUUGGGGAGAUCAUCAUCGACUCGCUCUGGAUCACCGUCAUCAACGUGAUCGGCUGGUGCAAGGGCCUGAAGCAGAGACGGGCACGGGCGCGGUACCCGGACGUGCCCCCGACGGUGUCGGAGCUGGUGGAGGCUCACACCAACCUGGGCUUCCAGCACGAGGCCGUGGGGGCCGAGCCCGGGGCCCCGGCGCUGCCCCCCGAGCCCGGCACGCCCCCGCCCAACUACGACUCCCUGCGCGUGCAGCCCCUGGACACGCUGAGCCCCGACACGGACCCCGAGUGACCGCAGGGUCUGCCAGGGCUGACACGGAC